AUGUUGUUUUCAGUUGGAGCACUGUCCUCUUUGCUUGCAGUUGCAAGGCAUGCGUCUGCGGCCACUGCCGCUGCUCCUGCGCACUUCCUGAUGAUCAGCGGCGUGACGGCAGUUGAUGAGACUUGCCUGGCAGGGUCUGCAGCAGGUGUGUGGCUUGAAUCCUGCGAGAAGGCAGUGGCUGGCAUGAGUGGGGAAGAGAUCUGGAGCUUGGCGACAGAUGGGACCUUGGUGCACGCGCGAUCGAAGAUGUGUCUCAGCCCGCAAGGAACAAGUGCUGCUGGUGUGCCUCUGGCGCUGGUGUCGUGCGACGCAGCUGGUGGCGUGGCGAAGUGGGAACUGCAAGGAAACGGUCAGGUCAAGAUGGCGCAGAGCAACAUGUGUAUCAGCCAGAUCGGACCAAGUGGUGCUGCGGUCAACGCGGCCGCUUCAGCUUCAGUGUUGAACCGCGCAGCACGUGCAAAUGUCCGCAUCACGGCAGAGGGUCAUCCGGCGAGUUCCGGGCUCUUGGAAAUCCAGACCAGCUCCGGGUCAUAUGGGUCUGUGUGUGGAAUGAAUGCCGAAGCAGCAAGUGUGGCCUGCAGGCAGUUGGGCUUUGAGUUCGGUGUGCAGAGCCCAUCUCCAUGCGGCCAGUAUGGAGGAGGGAGCUGGUGUGGGGCAGCAGGAUCACCUGUUGCCGUGAAGAGCUUGAAGUGCUUGGGGACAGAAAUGAGUGUUGAUGAGUGCAGCUCAGAAGCAGUAGACGAUGCAUGUCUGAGCCACGGCAGUGAUGCUGUCAUCUUCUGCGGCGCAAGCUCUGUGGGCGCUUUCCCAGACGGCGAGCUGCGAUUGGUUGGAUCAACAGGUGCACCAGCCCUGCCCAAAGAGGCCGGGCGCCUGGAAGUGUUUCUGGCCGCCGCUCAAGCCUGGGCGCCAGUGUGCAAGCUUGGGUUCACGAGCGGAUCGGCUUCAGUUGCUUGCAAGCAGAUGGGCUACUCAGGGUCAGCAGGCUUCGCAGGUUGCCGAUCCCAGGAAGCCUGUGGAGGAGUGGCGCCGCAGCUAGCAGACUUGGCUUGUUCUGGUUCAGAGACCAGUGUGUUGCAGUGCCCGAUGUCAAUCGGGGACGACGUGUUCUGUGCGCCAGAGGAGUCCGUGCUUCUGUCUUGUGCUGGACAGGGCGAUCCGAUUGGAAAGCCGACGGAGCGAACAAAAGCAACCAACGUUGUACAACGCGAUCGUACGCCGGUUGACGUGUUGGUGUUCUCGGUUCGGUCGGUCGGAUUCAUCGGUGUCGGGGGUGGCGGUUGGCAUGCGUCUGCGGCCACUGCCGCUGCUCCUGCGCACUUCCUGAUGAUCAGCGGCGUGACGGCAGUUGAUGAGACUUGCCUGGCAGGGUCUGCAGCAGGUGUGUGGCUUGAAUCCUGCGAGAAGGCAGUGGCUGGCAUGAGUGGGGAAGAGAUCUGGAGCUUGGCGACAGAUGGGACCUUGGUGCACGCGCGAUCGAAGACGUGUCUCAGCCCGCAAGGAACAAGUGCUGCUGGUGUGCCUCUGGCGCUGGUGUCGUGCGACGCAGCUGGCGGCGUGGCGAAGUGGGAACUGCAAGGGAACGGUCAGGUCAAGAUGGCGCAGAGCAACAUGUGUAUCAGCCAGGUCGGGCCAAGUGGUGCUGCGGUCAACGCGGCCGCUUCAGCUUCAGUGUCUGCAAGCUCGACGUUAGAUCCCAGCCAUGGGGCAGCACUGGCCGUUGACGGGGUGGCGUCCACUUACUGGGUUUCUAAACUGGACGAGGCAGAUGCCGUCAGCCUUCUCCUUGACUUCGGAGAGCCGGUGCAUGGAUCCGUCUUGGAGCUCGACUUCGAAUUCGCGCCUUCCGCGUUUUCAGUGCAGGCUGCUGAGGCCUCGUCGGAGAAUUGGCUGCAACUAUUUGCGACAGACUCGAACGCUUUGAAGCAUGUGAAGAUUCCUCUCGCGCCGGCCAAGCCCAUGUCGGCAGUCAGACUCAUCAUGAAGGAAGCCCAUCCGACACUCGGGACAAUGAACGGCCGUAAGCUUGUUGGGGUUCGUUCUAUCAGGCUGCUGACGCGGCUGCUGCAGCCGGUGCUGGAGCCAUGUGCAGUGGCGGCGAAAAGCCACGAUGCAAGAGACAAGUUCUUCACCGUUGCAGUCAGUGGUUUUGACCCGCAAGCUGGUGCUGCUUUGGCAGCCGAGAUGCCUGCGCUGGAGUCGGCAGAUGCGGCGCUUUCGUCUAUCGUCGUCGAGCUCGCGAAGGCUUUGCCUGCGAUCAGCUCCUGCAAGCCUGGCGGCCCUAUCUCCCUUCGUGCCAAUGCCACGAUGCAGAGCACUCAGCGACGCCGAGAAGUCGGCGACAUGGCAUUGGACGUGGGCCAGGAAGCAGCCCUGCUGGAGGAAGCCAGGGGCACCAUUGUCGCAGCGCGUGGGCUGCUGGCUUCGUCGUGCCAUGCGGCCUCUAUUCACUGGCGUAAUUUGGUGUUGAACCGCGCAGCACGUGCAAAUGUCCGCAUCACGGCAGAGGGUCAUCCGGCGAGUUCCGGGCUCUUGGAAAUCCAGACCAGCUCCGGGUCAUAUGGGUCUGUGUGUGGAAUGAAUGCCGAAGCAGCAAGUGUGGCCUGCAGGCAGUUGGGCUUUGAGUUCGGUGUGCAGAGCCCAUCUCCAUGCGGCCAGUAUGGAGGAGGGAGCUGGUGUGGGGCAGCAGGAUCACCUGUUGCCGUGAAGAGCUUGAAGUGCUUGGGGACAGAAAUGAGUGUUGAUGAGUGCAGCUCAGAAGCAGUAGACGAUGCAUGUCGGAGCCACGGCAGUGAUGCUGUCAUCUUCUGCGGCGCAAGCUCUGUGGGCGCUUUCCCAGACGGCGAGCUGCGAUUGGUUGGAUCAACAGGUGCACCAGCCCUGCCCAAAGAGGCCGGGCGCCUGGAAGUGUUUCUGGCCGCCGCUCAAGCCUGGGCGCCAGUGUGCAAGCUUGGGUUCACGAGCGGAUCGGCUUCAGUUGCUUGCAAGCAGAUGGGCUACUCAGGGUCAGCAGGCUUCGCAGGUUGCCGAUCCCAGGAAGCCUGUGGAGGAGUGGCGCCGCAGCUAGCAGACUUGGCUUGUUCUGGUUCAGAGACCAGUGUGUUGCAGUGCCCUAUGUCAAUCGGGGACGACGUGUUCUGUGCGCCAGAGGAGUCCGUGCUUCUGUCUUGUGCUGGACAGGGCGAUCCGAUUGGAAAGCCGACGGAGCGAACAAAAGCAACCAACAUUGUACAACGCGAUCGUACGCCGGUUGACGUGUUGGUGUUCUCGGUUCGGUCGGUCGGAUUCAUCGGUGUCGGGGGUGGCGGUUGGCAUGUGUCUGCGGCCACUGCCGCUGCUCCUGCGCACUUCCUGAUGAUCAGCGGCGUGACGGCAGUUGAUGAGACUUGCCUGGCAGGGUCUGCAGCAGGUGUGUGGCUUGAAUCCUGCGAGAAGGCAGUGGCUGGCAUGGGUGGGGAGGAGAUCUGGAGCUUGGCGACAGAUGGGACCUUGGUGCACGCGCGAUCGAAGACGUGUCUCAGCCCGCAAGGAACAAGUGCUGCUGGUGUGCCUCUAUCGCUGGUGUCGUGCGACGCAGCUGGCGGCGUGGCGAAGUGGGAACUGCAAGGGAACGGUCAGGUCAAGAUGGCGCAGAGCAACAUGUGUAUCAGCCAGGUCGGGCCAAGUGGUGCUGCGGUCAACGCGGCCGCUUCAGCUUCAGUGUCUGCAAGCUCGACGUUAGAUCCCAGCCAUGGGGCAGCACUGGCCGUUGACGGGGUGGCGUCCACUUACUGGGUUUCUAAACUGGACGAGGCAGAUGCCGUCAGCCUUCUCCUUGACUUCGGAGAGCCGGUGCAUGGAUCCGUCUUGGAGCUCGACUUCGAAUUCGCGCCUUCCGCGUUUUCAGUGCAGGCUGCUGAGGCCUCGUCGGAGAAUUGGCUGCAACUAUUUGCGACAGACUCGAACGCUUUGAAGCAUGUGAAGAUUCCUCUCGCGCCGGCCAAGCCCAUGUCGGCAGUCAGACUCAUCAUGAAGGAAGCCCAUCCGACACUCGGGACAAUGAACGGCCGUAAGCUUGUUGGGGUUCGUUCUAUCAGGCUGCUGACGCGGCUGCUGCAGCCGGUGCUGGAGCCAUGUGCAGUGGCGGCGAAAAGCCACGAUGCAAGAGACAAGUUCUUCACAGUUGCAGUCAGUGGUUUUGACCCGCAAGCUGGUGCUGCUUUGGCAGCCGAGAUGCCUGCGCUGGAGUCGGCAGAUGCGGCGCUUUCGUCUAUCGUCGUCGAGCUCGCGAAGGCUUUGCCUGCGAUCAGCUCCUGCAAGCCUGGCGGCCCUAUCUCCCUUCGUGCCAAUGCCACGAUGCAGAGCACUCAGCGACGCCGAGAAGUCGGCGACAUGGCAUUGGACGUGGGCCAGGAAGCAGCCCUGCUGGAGGAAGCCAGGGGCACCAUUGUCGCAGCGCGUGGGCAUGGCUGGCGAGGAGGAUUCCCGACUGCUGUGUUCAAGAUCGAAACAGAAAGUGUCAUGGAUGUAGCAAAGCUGGCCAUGCGGCCUCUAUUCACUGGCGUAUAUUUGGUGUUUGCAAAGGUGUUGAACCGCGCAGCACGUGCAAAUGUCCGCAUCACGGCAGAGGGUCAUCCUGCGAGUUCCGGGCUCUUGGAAAUCCAGACCAGCUCCGGGUCAUAUGGGUCUGUGUGUGGAAUGAAUGCCGAAGCAGCAAGUGUGGCCUGCAGGCAGUUGGGCUUUGAGUUCGGUGUGCAGAGCCCAUCUCCAUGCGGCCAGUAUGGAGGAGGGAGCUGGUGUGGGGCAGCAGGAUCACCUGUUGCCGUGAAGAGCUUGAAGUGCUUGGGGACAGAAAUGAGUGUUGAUGAGUGCAGCUCAGAAGCAGUAGACGAUGCAUGUCGGAGCCACGGCAGUGAUGCUGUCAUCUUCUGCGGCGCAAGCUCUGUGGGCGCUUUCCCAGACGGCGAGCUGCGAUUGGUUGGAUCAACAGGUGCACCAGCCCUGCCCAAAGAGGCCGGGCGCCUGGAAGUGUUUCUGGCCGCCGCUCAAGCCUGGGUGCCAGUGUGCAAGCUUGGGUUCACGAGCGGAUCGGCUUCAGUUGCUUGCAAGCAGAUGGGCUACUCAGGGUCAGCAGGCUUCGCAGGUUGCCGAUCCCAGGAAGCCUGUGGAGGAGUGGCACCGCAGCUAGCAGACUUGGCUUGUUCUGGUUCAGAGACCAGUGUGCUGCAGUGCCCUAUGUCAAUCGGGGACGACGUGUUCUGUGCGCCAGAGGAGUCCGUGCUUCUGUCUUGUGCUGGACAGGGCGAUCCGAUUGGAAAGCCGACGGCUCCUUAA
Molecule: messenger RNA, 5313 nt
Organism: Symbiodinium sp. CCMP2592
Lineage: Eukaryota; Dinophyceae; Suessiales; Symbiodiniaceae
Source: the annotation of a GenBank genome assembly